Molecule: messenger RNA, 1210 nt
Organism: Helicoverpa armigera (cotton bollworm)
Lineage: Eukaryota; Metazoa; Arthropoda; Insecta; Lepidoptera; Noctuidae
Exons: 6
Coding region: 189-1103 (304 amino acids)
Source: RefSeq, a predicted model, not a curated record
CGAUCCCAACUUUCAGUACCACACUAGCCUCGGGGGAGAGUAGACGUCGCUCCCGCGCUUUUGCCGCCUAAUUCCAAAUUCGAAUUCGGACCGUUUGACGAUAACGUCUUUAUAAUGUUGAUAUAACGUUUUUUCAGUUUAAAAAAGUUUGGAUUUUGUUUGAUUUUUGAGUGUGAGUGAUUUUCCAAAUGAGUGCUAAAAUGUUUGGCCAAGGAGUUGUCAAGUUUGUUUGUUUAUUAAUGACAUUUUUUGGGGGAGUUACAAGUCUUCGUGACGUCAUGCUCCUGGUACAACCGACCAACGUGAUCAGAGGUGGUACAGCCGCCCUGAUCUGUUCACGGGACAUGCAGGGCGCUCCAUUGUACUCCGUCAAGUGGUACAGAGGAAACCACGAGUUCUACAGGUAUACUCCCAUGGAGGAGCCUGAUACGAGAGUCUUUGGAUUGCCUGGGAUCUAUGUAGAUAUGAACCGAUCAAACGGCACACAAGUCCUGCUUCGAAGACUGGACCUCUCAUUGGCUGGGAACUUCAGCUGCGAAGUGACGGCUGAUUCUCCAUCUUUCGCCACGCAGAUCGCUACCAAAUUCAUUGAUGUUAUUGCAUUACCGCACCACCCGCCCCAGCUGAAGGCAGACAAGGAUCGCUACCAGCCUGGUGAGGUGUUACAGGCGAACUGCACUUCCUCGCCAGCAAGACCUGGUGCUAACCUCACCAUAUAUAUCAAUGAGGAGCCACUCCGCUCUUCAGAAACGAGUCUCCACCCCACAGAGAGUGGUCUGCUCUGGACGAGCGUGAAGGCGGACGUGAAAGUCACGCCGGAGAUGUUCCAAGGAGGCCGACUGAGGGUCGCGUGUCUAGCCACAGUGUAUGAUGUGUACAGGAACUCGGCUAACCUGGACUUCUUUACACCUGAUACGGAUCCGAGACCUGAGAGGAUCACCCUCAACAGCGCAUCCAAGUGCUUCCAAAGCUGGAUCCUGCUCCUCCUACUAUUUCUUCUGCCAGUAGUCAUGGGCCAGGACUACUUGGUGCCAAUCCUCGACUACGAAGAUUAUGAGGAAAAGUAUGGCCCAGCAGCCUUCGCUUCGUUAGUUGGCGGUUAAAAUGAUGUUUAAGGUGUAAAAAUACGAAUUUAGUCUGAUAAAUACUUAAUUUUAAACACGAUAUUUAAGCACUGCAUUUGUGAUUGGUUUUGGUUUGAUUUUUGUGG